Symbiodinium pilosum is the source of this 2409-nucleotide messenger RNA. The record is from the annotation of a GenBank genome assembly. NCBI's taxonomy places the organism in Eukaryota, Dinophyceae, Suessiales, Symbiodiniaceae.
AUGGCACCAACAGGCGAAGCUGAUGGCGGCCCGGACCUGGAAGCCCGGGCCAUCCUGACCGAGGCGGAGAAGCUGCUGACGCUCGGGAAGCUCGAGGAGGCUUCCGAGCAGGCUCUCAUUGCUCGGGAGUACUUUUUGGAGACGGAGGAUCUCGCAUCUGAAGCAGAGGCCUUCCGGAUCGAGAUCCUGGCGAAGCAGGAUGAAGGGGAGUAUGGUGCAAAGACCGGCGAGGCAGUCCUGAAGGCCAGUGAGAUCGACCUCUUGUGCGAGAUCGAGCUCUCACGAGCAAAAGCUGCAGGAGACCUCAAGGCCAAGGCAAUUCUGCUCUACACUCUGGUGGAGGUGAACGUGACGCGCUCCACGCAUAAGAUGCGCACGGAUUCGAAGAAGUGGUGCGAGGAAUCCAUAAGGCUGUUUCAGCAGCUGGGGGAUACCUUUUGGCAAGGCCGCGCUGCUUUGAUGAUGGUGAAUGUGCAGCACAAGUUUCAGGAAGCGGAGAGCAUGCAUAAGUACGCCAAACAGGCAUACGAGCUAUUUGGUCAAGUCGGUGAUCGCAAGAGGCAAGGGAUGUCCUUGCACGCCACCAGCCUCGCGUAUUUGGGAGAGAAGAACGUCCCUGCUGCAAUUGACCACGGACUUCAAGCUUUGGCCAUUUACCGCGACAUUGGCGACCGGAGAUUGGAGAUUGCUGAGCUGAAGACGGUCGCUGUAUGGCGGAUGGGUCUGGAAGGAAAUCAAGGAAAGAUCGCUGCUCGGGAAGCUCUGGAGGCACUGGAUCUGUCGCGGAAGUACCCAGAGCCGAAUCAGGAGACGGUCACCUUGCACGUGGCUUUGCAGGCUUUGCUGCAAAUAGGUGAGCGCAAAGAGGCUCUUCGAGCCGCACAGGUUUCUCUGAAGCGAUUUCGAGAGGACCCACGCUUGAAGAUGGAGGUGGCUACCCUGCAGGUCUUGGUAGACGAGCUCCAGGGUAAGAAGACAGCGAACGAAAUGGAGUUGAUGCAAGGUAUCAAGUCUCGCAAGCAGAGGAUGCACAUCCUCAUCGAUCUUGCAAGGUCACACUGCAGCAGCGGUCAGAUGGAGGAGGCCGAGGCUGCUGUGACGGAGGGCUUGGAGCUGGCCCGGGAGUUUGGGAAAACGCUGCGCGAAGCGCAGGGCCUCAGGAUCCUGGCGCAGUUGCAAUUGGCCAAGGGGAACCACUACCAGGCAAUGUCUUCGGCAAAGAAGUCCAAGAAACUGUCUACCAAAGAUGAGGAUAAGGAGGGCGAAGCGAGUGCAUGGCUGCUCCUGGCUGAGUGUCACGCAGCAGCGCGGAGCUUCGACGAGGCCCAAGUGUGCUGCCGUGAAGCACAUGCCCUUUGUGAAGAGCAUGAUCUCUACAAAAAGGAGAUUGAUGUUUGGCACCAUGUGGUGGAGCUGCACAUGGCCACAAAUCAUCCCCAAGCAGCGCUGCAAGCUGCAGCCAAGAGAGUUGAAGUUGUGCAGCGCAGCCAGGGCAGUGUCAAGGACCAGGUCGAAGCAUUGGAUGUGCUUUGCAGCCUCUUCCUUCUUACGAAGGACAUCCCUGAGGCUGAGAAGGCGGCAACCGAGAUGAAUCGCCUGGCGAAGCUGAACGAGAGCCUAGUUGACUUGGAGCUGGCAGCACUCUGUCAGCUGGUGCAGGUAAACAUUGUCCGGCUCUCCGAGAACCCAGGGCAGGGCAGCCAUGCUGGCAAAGCCCUACAACAUGCCGAGCAGGCCUGGUCGCUGGCUUCGCGGGAUGCCGCAAGCAUGGAAUACAGGAGUGCUGUGAGAUACUGGCAUGCUGAAGCCCUCAUUUGCGUUGGUCGUCAACAACAAGCAUUGAUGGCGGCUUACGAAGCAGAAGGCCUCUUCAGGCAGAUCAGAAGACCUAAGGACAAUGGAGGCAUUUUGCGCUGCCUCCUCCUGCAAGGUCGCCUAGCCAAGGCGCUGGGUCGCUUCGAAGAAGCUCUCCAGAGCGUGGACCGAGCAAUACAAAAUGCUAUUGAAACUGGGAACACCGCUGGAGAAAAGAUGGCCCGAGAUGAGUUGCAGCGCAUUGGACAGGUAGACGAGGAGGACGACUACGGUCCAGAACCUGCAUACGAUAUGGGCGCUGUCAGGCCAGAAGCGACAUCUAAAGCAGCACGGUCGCAGGGUGUCGACCGUGAGUUGGUCCAAAGCAAGCUGAUGGCACAUGUGGCGAACGUUCUGACUGAAGAGCAGCACGUUGAUGCUGAAAGUCCUCUCAUGGACCUUGGGUUGGACAGCCUCUCAGCCAUCGAUCUUCAGAACCUGAUUGCUUCCACCUUCCCCUUCAUGACUGACACGGCAACAGUGCUGUUCGACUACCCCACUCUCCGCGAGCUCACGGAGCACAUUGUUGAGCAAAGCCAGCUUGCUGGAGUUUGA